Molecule: messenger RNA, 2268 nt
Organism: Pipistrellus nathusii (Nathusius's pipistrelle)
Lineage: Eukaryota; Metazoa; Chordata; Mammalia; Chiroptera; Vespertilionidae
Source: the annotation of a GenBank genome assembly
AUGUCGCUCGCAGCGGGCGUUAUUCGGCGGCUGGACGAGACGGUGGUGAACCGCAUCGCGGCAGGGGAAGUUAUCCAGCGGCCGGCUAAUGCCAUCAAGGAGAUGAUCGAGAACUGUUUAGAUGCCAAAUGCACAAGUAUACAAGUGGUUGUGAAAGAGGGAGGCCUGAAGUUGAUUCAGAUCCAAGACAAUGGCACCGGCAUCAGGAAAGAAGAUCUAGAUAUUGUAUGUGAGAGGUUCACUACAAGUAAACUUCAGUCUUUUGAGGAUUUAGCUAAUAUUUCUACCUAUGGCUUUCGCGGUGAGGCUUUGGCUAGCAUAAGCCACGUGGCUCAUGUUACUAUCACAACCAAAACAGCUGAUGGGAAGUGCGCAUACAGAGCAAGUUACUCCGAUGGGAAGCUGAAAGCGCCUCCUAAGCCGUGUGCAGGCAAUCAGGGCACCCAGAUCACGGUGGAGGACCUUUUUUACAACAUUGCCACGAGGAGGAAAGCUUUGAAAAAUCCAAGUGAAGAGUACGGGAAGAUUUUGGAAGUUGUUGGCAGGUAUGCAAUACACAACUCGGGCAUCAGUUUCUCAGUGAAAAAACAAGGGGAGACCGUGGCCGACGUGAGGACGCUGCCCAGUGCCACCACCGUGGACAACAUCCGCUCCGUCUUUGGCAAUGCUGUCAGCCGAGAGUUGAUAGAAGUUGGGUGUGAGGAUAAAACACUUGCCUUCAAAAUGAAAGGCUACAUCUCCAAUGCCAACUACUCGGUGAAGAAGUGCAUCUUCUUACUCUUCAUCAACCAUCGUCUGGUGGAAUCAACUUCCUUAAAAAAAGCCAUUGAAACGGUGUAUGCAGCAUAUUUACCCAAAAACACACACCCGUUCCUGUACCUCAGUCUAGAAAUCAGCCCGCAGAAUGUGGAUGUCAACGUGCACCCCACGAAGCACGAGGUCCACUUCCUGCACGAGGACAGCAUCCUGGAGCGGGUGCAGCAGCACGUGGAGAGCAAGCUCCUGGGCUCCAACUCCUCCAGGACCUACUUCACGCAGACGUUACUGCCCAGUCUUGCUGGCCCCUCUGGGGAGGUGGUUAAAUCCACAACAGGCGUGGUGCCCUCGUCUGCUUCUGGAAGUGGCGACAAAGUGUAUGCCUACCAGAUGGUCCGCACUGACUCCCGGGAGCAGAAGCUCGAUGCCUUUCUGCAGCCUGCGAGCAGAGUCAGCCAGCCCCAGGCCGCUGUCCCGGAGGACAGCACGGGCCCCGCCGGGGCCAGGCCACAAGACGAGGAAAUGCCCGAGCUUCCAGCCCCUGCCGACCUGGCUGCCAAGAGUCAGAGCUCGGAGAGGAUCGCAACAAAGGAGACUCCGGAAACUUCAGAGAAGAGAGGGUCCCCCUCCGGCCCGGACAACCCAAGAAAGAGACACCGGGAAGGCUCCGAUGUGGAGAUGGUGGAAGAUGAGUCCCGGAAGGAAAUGACGGCAGCCUGCACCCCCCGGAGAAGGAUCAUCAACCUCACCAGUGUUCUGAGUCUCCGGGAAGAGAUUAACGAGCGGGGCCAUGAGACCCUGCAGGAGAUGCUGCACAACCACUCCUUUGUGGGCUGUGUGAACCCGCAGUGGGCCUUGGCACAGCACCAGACCAAGCUAUACCUUCUCAACACCACCAAGCUGAGUGAAGAACUGUUCUACCAGAUACUCAUAUAUGACUUUGCCAAUUUUGGUGUCCUGAGGUUAUCGGAGCCAGCCCCGCUCUUUGACCUUGCCAUGCUCGCUUUGGACAGCCCCGAGAGUGGCUGGACAGAGGAAGAUGGUCCCAAAGAAGGACUUGCCGAAUACAUUGUGGAGUUCCUGAAAAGGAAGACUGAGAUGCUUGCAGACUACUUCUCUUUGGAAAUUGACGAGCAGGAAGGGAACCUGGUUGGAUUACCCCUUCUGAUCGACAACUAUGUGCCCCCGUUGGAAGGUCUACCGAUUUUCAUUCUUCGACUCGCCACUGAGGUGAACUGGGACGAAGAAAAGGAAUGUUUCGAAAGCCUCAGUAGAGAAUGUGCUAUGUUUUACUCCAUCCGGAAGCAGUAUAUAUCCGAGGAGUCGACCCUCUCAGGCCAACAGACGGAAGCGCCGGGCUCCGCUCCAAACCCGUGGAAGUGGACUGUGGAACACGUCGUGUAUAAGGCCUUCCGCUCACACCUCCUGCCUCCCAAGCACUUCACAGAAGACGGGAACGUCCUACAGCUUGCUAACCUGCCCGAUCUGUACAAGGUCUUUGAGAGAUGUUAA